UUUGGGCGACUUUUGGGAAGAAGUAGAUGGAGUCUCGGGCCUAUCUGGAAUCUGACCCGUAUCCAUAGUUUAAUCCUGAGGCGCUUGCGAGAUUCAGCGAUAAUGAAUGUGUGACCAUUUUUGGGCAUUCCCAUCGCAUCUCAGAGUCGGCUUCGAAGCGCUCGAUCUCACUACUAAGCCUUCGGACUAGGUCCCCGGAACCCCACAAAUAAGUUCGAUUCACAGAGAUGUCAUUGUCCAAGAAGCUCACCAUUACCGACUUGAAAGAUGAGGAUUUCCGCGAUAAGCGCGUCCUCAUUCGAGUGGACUUUAAUGUGCCAAUUCAAGAGGGGAAGAUAACCAACCCAGCGCGCAUAGUAGGUGCGCUUCCCACCAUUAAGCAUGCACUCGAGAAAGGUGCCGCUGCUGUCAUUCUGCUUUCGCAUCUGGGCCGGCCGAACGGAGCGGUUGUGAAAAAAUAUUCUCUCGAACCCGUCGCAAGAGAGCUGUCUAAGCAACUGGGAAACAAGGAUGUCAUUUUCUUGCAUGACAGUGUUGGACCCCAUAUCGAAAAAGGUGUCAAAGAUGCGCCCAAAGGCUCCGUUAUCCUGCUCGAGAACGUCCGCUUCCACCUCGAGGAGGAAGGUUCCUCCAAGGACAAAGACGGAAAGAAGAUCAAGGCUGAUCCUGCGGCCAUCGAGAAGUUCCGCGAACGUCUCACGGCUCUUGGAGACAUUUACAUUAAUGACGCAUUCGGGACUGCGCAUCGCGCCCAUUCCUCUGUCGUCGGAAUCAAGCUUCCCAUUAGGGCCGCGGGAUUCUUGAUGAAAAAGGAGCUAGAAUACUUUGCCAAGGCUCUGGAAAAUCCCGAACGUCCGUUCCUUGCUAUUCUCGGUGGUGCCAAAGUUUCGGAUAAGAUUCAACUGAUCGAGAAUCUCAUCGACAAGGUCAACUCGUUAAUUAUUUGUGGUGGUAUGGCUUUCACGUUCAAGAAGACUCUCGAGAGUGUUGCGAUUGGGAAAUCCCUCUUUGACGAAGCCGGCUCAGAGAAAGUCGCGUCACUGGUUGCGAAAGCGACGCAGCAUAAUGUCAAGAUCGUCUUCCCUAUUGACUAUAUCACAGCGGACAAAUUUGACAAGGAAGCUAAGACCGGCACUGCCACGGACAAGGAAGGCAUCCCAGAAGAAUGGAUGGGUCUCGAUGCUGGUCUAGAGAGUCGUGAGUUAUUCAAGACUACCGUGCUCGAAGCCAAGACUAUUCUAUGGAACGGACCCCCGGGUGUCUUCGAAUUCCCUGCCUUCGCUGGAGGAUCUAAGGCACUUCUUGACGCCAACAUAGAGGCUGCAUCGAAAGGUGCCACUGUGAUCGUGGGGGGUGGCGAUACUGCCACUGUCGUGGCUGAUUAUGGUUCUGAGGACAAGCUGAGCCAUGUCAGCACGGGUGGAGGUGCAAGUCUCGAACUCCUCGAGGGCAAGAACCUGCCUGGCGUCGCCGACCUGAGUGAGAAGUGAAUGAAUUCUUCCCAUUGGAGGAUGGAAAUACGACAAUCGUCAAAACCUGCUAUUACCACCGAUUGCUGUUGUUUUGAAUACAAUGUAGCUUGUAAAGGAGUC
This is a messenger RNA of Cantharellus anzutake, 1592 nucleotides long. Its product is annotated as phosphoglycerate kinase. Lineage: Eukaryota; Fungi; Basidiomycota; Agaricomycetes; Cantharellales; Hydnaceae. Gene Ontology annotation, biological process: glycolytic process; gluconeogenesis. Gene Ontology annotation, cellular component: cytosol. Gene Ontology annotation, molecular function: ADP binding; phosphoglycerate kinase activity; ATP binding. The transcript has 9 exons. The record is from RefSeq and is a predicted model, not a curated record. The coding region runs from base 228 to 1490 and encodes 420 amino acids.